CAGAAUGUCAACACUGCAUGCGAGUCACUGACAGUCUGUUACACAGUGGCACAACCUUAGUGCUCUCUACAUCAAGGCCCCCACCAGAGUGCCCCCUUACAUCAGGGACCCCAUCAGGGAGACCCUUUUAUCAGGGUCCCCAUCAGAGUGCCCCCUUAUAUCAGGGUCCACAUCAGAGUGCCCCCUUACAUCAGGGUUCCCUUCAGAGUGCCCCUUUACCUCAGGGUCCCCAACAGAGUGCCCCCUUACAUCAAGGUCCUCAUCAGAGUACCCCCUUACAUCAGGGUCGCCUUCAGAGUGCCCCUUUACAUCUGGGUCCCCAUCAGAGUGCCCCCUUACAUCAGGAUCCCUUUCAGAGUUCCUCCUUAUUUCAG
Staurois parvus is the source of this 374-nucleotide messenger RNA. NCBI's taxonomy places the organism in Eukaryota, Metazoa, Chordata, Amphibia, Anura, Ranidae. The record is from the annotation of a GenBank genome assembly.